AUGAUUUUUCAGCGUGAGGUUAUUUCCAUUCACAUUGGCCAAGCUGGCGUGCAGAUCGGGAAUGCAUGCUGGGAGCUGUAUUGCCUCGAACAUGGAAUUCAGCCCGAUGGACAAAUGCCGUCGGACAAGAGUGUCGGCGGCGGAGAUGACUCGUUCACGACGUUUUUUUCGGAGACAGGAUCGGGCAGACAUGUGCCACGAGCCGUAAUGAUUGAUCUUGAGCCGACCGUCAUCGUUGCACCGGUAUAA
This is a messenger RNA of Gongylonema pulchrum, 249 nucleotides long. Lineage: Eukaryota; Metazoa; Nematoda; Chromadorea; Rhabditida; Gongylonematidae. The record is from the annotation of a GenBank genome assembly.